This is a messenger RNA of Salvelinus namaycush (lake trout), 2553 nucleotides long. RefSeq names its product protocadherin alpha-3-like. The record is from RefSeq and is a predicted model, not a curated record. The transcript has 3 exons. Gene Ontology annotation, cellular component: plasma membrane. The coding region runs from base 1 to 2553 and encodes 850 amino acids. Gene Ontology annotation, molecular function: calcium ion binding. Gene Ontology annotation, biological process: homophilic cell-cell adhesion. Lineage: Eukaryota; Metazoa; Chordata; Actinopteri; Salmoniformes; Salmonidae.
AUGGAACAAAGAGGAUGCGGGGCAUGGCGGGAGCGACGGCAGUGGGUUGUGUUCAUGGUUGCUUUGGUUCUCUUUUGGAGCGGGACUUCAGCUCAGAUAAGAUACUCCACCUCUGAAGAGCUCAAGGAAGGAACUGUCGUGGGGAAUGUAGCUAAGGAUUUGGGAAUUAAUCUGAGCACAUUGAAGGAUAGGAGAUUUCGAAUCGUGUCUGGCUCGACCGAGCCCCUUUUCCAGGUAAACCAGAAUGACGGCAUCUUGUAUGUGAAUCGAAAAAUAGACCGCGAGGAGGUGUGUGAACGGAGCAGCGUGUGUUUGAUCAACCUGAAAACCGUUCUAGAGAACCCGCUGGAGAUCCAUUAUGUCGCGGUGGAGGUGUUAGAUGUGAACGACCAUUCUCCCAGCUUUCCAGAUAAAGAGAAACGGUUAGAGAUUUCAGAAUCUGCAUUACCGGGAGCGAGAUUUCAGCUACAAGCUGCGCGCGACCCAGAUAGAGGUCCAUUCUCCGUUCAACAAUAUAAACUUAGUCACAGUGACCAUUUUCGUUUAGAAGUUAAAGACCGAGGUGAGGAUGGCAAAAUGCCGUUUUUGGUUUUACAUAAACCACUAGACAGAGAAGCAGUAAGGAGCCACAAACUCCUCCUCACUGCCAUUGACGGUGGAAAAUCACCUAGAUCUGGAACUCUUGAAAUAUCUGUUGAUGUAUUGGAUGUUAACGACAAUACCCCAGUGUUCACUAAAGAAGAAUAUACUGUAAGGUUAACUGAAAACGCUCCUUUGGGAACAAUGGUGAUACGGGUAAAUGCCACCGAUUUAGACAGUGGUCUGAACGGGGAUAUAAUUUAUUCAUUUGGCAAUGACGUCAACAGCAGGUUAAGGAAACUUUUUAAUUUAGACACCGUAACCGGUGAAAUAACUGUGAAAGGACAAAUAGACUUUGAGGAAAAAGAUAGUUAUCUGAUUGAUAUACAGGCAUCAGAUCAAGGACCCGUUCCCCUGACAAUGGACAAGAGUGUAAAAAUUAAAAUAGUUGACUUCAACGAUAAUGCACCUGAGAUAGAGGUGACAUUAUUUUCUAAGGCAAUCCCCGAAGAUUCCAAGCCCGGAACGACUGUAGCACUAAUCAGUGUUAAUGAUUUGGACUCUGAUCUCAAUGGGAAAGUUACAUGUUCCGUAUUGGAAGAUAUACCUUUCAAACUAAUGCCGUCUUUACAAGAUAACAUGUACUCUGUAAUAACCAAGUCCCCACUGGACAGAGAGAAACAAUCUGAAUAUGAACUAACAAUAUUUGCUACAGACGCAGGCCAGCCGUCCAUGUCAUCUGUAAAAACUGUAAGGGUUGUUGUAUCAGAUGUGAAUGAUAACAGUCCAGAGUUUUCACUGAGUCCCUAUACUUUCUAUGUCACUGAAAAUAACGACCCAGGUGCCUCAGUGUUUUCGGUGAGUGCGUCAGAUCGUGACAUAAAUGAAAACGCGUUUAUCUCAUAUCAUAUUCUGAGAGACGGUGGUGACGAGAAUAAAUGGGCAUCUUUUCUCAACAUGAAUUCAGAAAAUGGAAACAUUUUGGCGCUAAAAAGCUUUGACUUUGAAACUCUGAAAACAUUCCAAUUCCAAGUUAUAGCGACAGACUCUGGAACUCCGUUACUAAGCAGCAACGUCACAGUAAAAGUAUUCAUUCUGGAUCAGAACGACAACGCUCCAAUGAUCUUAUAUCCAGUCAGCGCUAACGGUUCUGCUGAAGGUGUGGAGGAGAUUCCCCGCAAUGUGAACGCAGGCCAUUUGGUGACUAAAGUGAGAGGCUAUGACGCUGAUAUAGGAUAUAACGGCUGGUUAUUAUUUUCACUGCAGGAAGUUACUGACCACAGUCUCUUUGCUUUGGACCGCUAUACAGGACAGAUAAGGACACUACGGUCAUUCACAGAGACAGACGAGGCUGAGCAUAAACUGGUCAUACUGGUAAAAGACAAUGGGAACGUUUCACUGUCAGCAACAGCUACUGUGAUUAUCAAGGUUGUGGAGCCCAAAGAGGCUUUUGCAGCUUCUGAUGUUAAAGGCGAAGUAAAAGACGAAGAGGAGAACAGCGUUACAUUUUAUUUGAUCAUUACUUUGGGGUCAGUUUCAACGCUUUUUCUCAUCAGUAUCGUCGUGUUGAUUGUAAUGCAGUGCUCCAAACCCACAGACUAUUCCUCCAAGUAUUUACAAGAUACGAAUAACGACGGGACACUGUGCCACAGCAUCCAGUACAGAUCCGGAGACAAACGGUACAUGUUAGUUGGACCCAGAAUGAGUAUAGGUUCUACUAUAGUCCCGGGCAGCAAUGGGAAUACUCUAGUUCUACCUGAACACAGAAGAGCUUCUGGAGAGGAUGGGACAGUGACAUGUCCUCCAUUUUGGUCCUUGUCCACCUUCUGCCACCGCCACCUCAUGGCUGCAAGAGCCCAGGAAAAAUCUCAGCCAGACACGCCAAGACUGGGACCAGCAUCCAGGGGCAUCUGGAGAGCGUCAUGGAAAGCCUUCAACCCUAUCUGCUUGCUGUGGGGACCCAGGGGAGUGUGA